UUUGCAAAGCAUCCCUCUUCGGAUCACUUCAUUCAGAUAUUCGAUUACACUGUGAGAAGAUCGAGAAGAUUCUAGAAGAUUGAAGAUUGCGGACUUGAUAUUUCACGCUUAACCGUUUGAUGUGAUAUGUUCGAGCAAUAAACCUACAAUGGAUGCAGACGAGACGAAAACUGAACAUAAUGAGAUAUCCAAACCGAAGAUGAAGCACGAUUGGUACCAAACAGAAGCUUACGUAGUCGUGAUAGUACUCGCCAAAAAUUUGGAAAAUGUGAAAGUCCAAUACGGAGAAUGUACACUAAGUGUAUCUGCAGCAUUACCAUCUGGUAACGAGUAUAGUUUAGAACUAGAUUUGGCUAACUUUAUAGUACCAGAAAAAUGUUCGCACAAGGUAUGGCCAUCCAAGCUAGAAAUUAAACUGAAAAAACAGGAGGGUAUUAGAUGGACAAAUUUAGAAGGAAGUCCAGAAGGUCUAUGUAAAGUGAAACCUAUACCACGUGAAAUACUUCAAGCCAGCGGAACACCGCCCAAGUAUCCAAGCUCCUGUAAAAAAUCCAAAGAUUGGAAUCAGGUAGAAAAGGAAAUAGCGAAGGAAGAGGCAUCAGAGGAGAAUGAUAGUGAGAGUGCUGUGAAUGCUCUCUUCCAAAAGAUAUAUGGUAACGGAUCCGACGAAGUGAGACGCGCAAUGAACAAGUCUUUUCUAGAAUCUGGUGGCACUGUCUUAAGCACUAAUUGGGAAGAGGUAGGGCAAAAAACUGUCGAAAGAAAACCACCAGAUGGCAUGGAGUGGAAAUCUUGGCAGUCGUAACAAAUAAUUUUUUAAAUUAACUUAAUUAAAUUUUCAUUGUUUCUUGCAUGCAAUAAUUAUGUUCAAUCCUCAGUUACAUUUACACAUCACAUUUUUUAUAUGACAAGGUAUACAUAUAUCAAUUAAUACCUGAGAAUGAGAAUUUCGUCUUUCCAUUACACGACUAUUUAAUAAUUUGCACUUAUAAAAUUUUAUGUUACAAUUAAAUAUAUGAAGUCAUUAACAUUACAUAUAUUAUGAUCUGUAACACUUCGAUUUAACUAGAUAUAUAAUUUAUAGUUAAAAUUGUACGAUAUUAUAAUGCAUAUGAUGUUCUAGUGAAAAUAAAUGCUUACAACAUG
Solenopsis invicta (red fire ant) is the source of this 1146-nucleotide messenger RNA. RefSeq names its product protein SGT1 homolog (gene Sgt1). Gene Ontology annotation, biological process: protein stabilization. Gene Ontology annotation, molecular function: protein-folding chaperone binding. Lineage: Eukaryota; Metazoa; Arthropoda; Insecta; Hymenoptera; Formicidae. The record is from RefSeq and is a predicted model, not a curated record. The transcript has 5 exons. Bases 149 to 805 code for a protein of 218 amino acids.